AGCUGCAGACGAUUUAUUUGUUUACAUGUGGAGUCGGCACGGGGAGGCAGUGAGUGUUGGUGGGGUGUUGAAAAGUCGUCUGUUCGCUGUAUAUUCGAUAUGUUCGCCUUAAGUAGAGGUGCAAACAGACUCGUGAAGGGGUGUAGGACACGAGGAAAGCAGUUUAAUCUCCGGUCGUGGCGUUGUUUAUGGCCCGAGACGAGGAAAUGUUUGUCUACCAGCGGGUCCAAAUUAUCUGACUGGGAAGAUAAACCCGGAGAUGGUUCAUACCGUUCACACGAGGAUAACCCAGUGAGAAGGACGUUUAACAUUCUGAGUGAUGAUGUCAAAGGUUAUUUGGGCCUUAGAGGGAAACCUCAGUCAUCGGAUCCUUCCGAUGUGCCGAAGAACACCGAAGAAAAAAAUCAGAGGUCGAAAGAUGCUGAAAAAGUCUGGCCAUCAUUUUGCGAUGUAUUGGUGAUUGGAGGAGGGGCGGUCGGGUCGUCUGUUGCAUAUCACUUGAAGGAAAGAGCUCUAAGAGGGUUAAAUGUGGUUGUUGUCGAGGAAGAUUCUACGUACAAAAGGGCCUCAACAGUGUUAUCAGUGGGUGGCAUUCGUCAACAGUUCAGUGUCCCAGAGAACAUACAACUUUCACUCUAUGGCAUGGACUUCUUGCGGAGGUCACCUGAACUCCUUGCUGUGGAAGGGAUGGAACCUCCUGAUGUACAGUUCAACCCAAGUGGCUAUCUUACUCUGGCUUCUGAAGCGGGUGUUGAGCAGUUGAAAGAAAACUUUAAAGUACAGAUUGAAAUGGGUGCUAAAGUGGAUUUUUUAUCAGCACUGCAGUUAAAAAGAAGAUUUCCAUGGCUAAAUACUGAUGGAGUGGAGGCAGGUGUUAUAGGCCUUGAGAAUGAAGGAUGGUUUGACCCAUGGAAUUUCUUGUUCAGUCUAAGAAGAAAGGCAGUGUCUUUGGGAGCUGAAUAUGUCAAUGGGAAAGUAACAGGAUUGGAACACCAUAGCUUAGAUGACAUGGUCACAGAAGUAACUGGAUCAUCAGUAUUACAAAAUCUCAACUGUGCAGAGAUUACUCUCCCAGAUGGUGAAAAACGAAACAUCAGGUUUUCAAUAUGCGUGGUGGCCGCUGGAGCAUGGUCAGGUGAAGUUGGCCGAUUGGUUGGCAUUGGAAAAGGAACAGGAAUCAUGGGUGUCCCAAUACCUGUUGAACCUAGAAAGCGUUAUGUGUACUGUGUGCAUGCUCCAGAUGGUCCAGGGUUAGACAGCCCACUGCUUAUUGACCCAAAUGGAACAUACUUCCGAAGAGAAGGGUUGGGAGGAUUAUACCUUUGUGGACAGUCACCCACUGAUGAACAUGAACCCUCUAUCGAGAACUUGGAUGUAGAUUAUGAAUUUUUUGAAUCAAAUGUUUGGCCAACUAUUGCUAACAGAGUUCCUGCAUUUGAAAACUUAAAGUUACAAAGUUCUUGGGCAGGAUACUAUGACUACAACAGCUUUGAUCAGAAUGGUAUAAUUGGACUCCACCCAAUCUUUACAAACAUGUUCAUUGCUACUGGAUUUAGUGGACAUGGUAUACAGCAAGCUGCAGGUGUUGGUCGAGCAGUGAUGGAAAGUAUCCUACAUGGGGAGUACCAUACUAUUAACUUGGAGAGGUUUGGGUUUGAGCGAGUCCUAACCAAUGAGCCCCUUUAUGAGCAAAAUAUUGUUUGACACUACGAUAACCAUAGGGAUAUUAGGAGAACGAAAGCUAUUGGCUGAUUUUUGUAAAGCUAACAUGGGUGAAAAUAUGUCUCAGAGAAUUUUGUUGAAAGAGGUCAAUGUUAAAUAUGAUGAAAACUGCCAAUUUAUGCAAUUGUAAGGUUUUCAUAAAAUGCAUUAGUAUAUGAAAUUGUACAAAAUGCUGUAUCAUGUGUACUGUACAUAUUUGUAGUUGAAAUUAGGAUGCAGAGAAAUGGAAAAAAUAUUUUUUUUUUUUUUUUUUUUUCUUUUUUUUUUUGCUUAUUAUGAAUGUUUUAAAACUUUCAGUAACAAACACAGCAUAUGGCAUUUGUUAAAAGUUAAUGUUAUCAUAUUGCUGUUUUUUUUAAGUAUAGUUCCAGUAUUUUAUAAAUAUUGCCACUUCAGGCUCCCUUACUUUUUUAUAUAACUGGUAAUAUAUUUGUCUGUAAAUCUGUAUAAUUGUUAAUAAAGUUGUUAAGUUCUUUAUAUUAAAAUUAUUUUAAUAAAUAUUUUUCUUUUCCCUUUGUA
This is a messenger RNA of Penaeus chinensis, 2241 nucleotides long. RefSeq names its product FAD-dependent oxidoreductase domain-containing protein 1-like. Gene Ontology annotation, molecular function: oxidoreductase activity. The record is from RefSeq and is a predicted model, not a curated record. Bases 100 to 1704 code for a protein of 534 amino acids. Gene Ontology annotation, cellular component: cytoplasm. NCBI's taxonomy places the organism in Eukaryota, Metazoa, Arthropoda, Malacostraca, Decapoda, Penaeidae. The transcript has 8 exons.